Entamoeba invadens IP1 is the source of this 1467-nucleotide messenger RNA. RefSeq lists its product as hypothetical. The transcript has a single exon. The record is from RefSeq and is a predicted model, not a curated record. Bases 1 to 1467 code for a protein of 488 amino acids. NCBI's taxonomy places the organism in Eukaryota, Evosea, Mastigamoebida, Endamoebidae.
AUGUCCAAAACGAAAACUGCAACACAAUCCGUCGUUCCGCACCCACACAUUCCAGUGAAACUGAGUGACGAAGAUCUGAUGUUUAUUUUGGAGUUUUUUGUCUCAAAAGUGGACUUUAUCAAUUUUCUGUGCGUAACGAAAAAGUACCUGAAAAUUCCAGAGAAAUACCGAACAAACCCCAUAAAAAUUGACAACAAGACAACUUCUCUUUUCCCCAAUCUCGAGGUUCAGAAACUUUAUAGUUGGAACGACACACAACUUAAGGAUAUAAAAUUGUACGAAAUAGUGUAUCCAGAAACCUACUUUCACUAUUACUUGAAGUAUUUUUCUGUAAGAACCAAAGUCCGCGCUCGCAAGAUUAUAUAUUCUGCUGAAGACAGAGUCAACUACGAGUGCAUGAAAGGUCCUGGAGUCGUCCCUGAACAGAUAACAGAGAUUUCAGAGAAGUGUUUUGAAGAAUGCAAUAAGUUAACUUCGUUGAGUAUCCCAGACCAAGUCUCUGUUAUAGGAAGAAACGCGUUCGCGAACUGCACAAGCCUCAAAGUACUUAACCUCCCAGAGAAUUUGAAGGUUAUUGGAGACAAUUGCUUUUUGGCGUGUAAUAGCCUAACUACGAUAAAGCUGGGGAAGAACAAUGAAUUUAAAGGAAAAGCAUCGUUUGGAAUUUACAUGUUUUUAGAAAAAAAUAACAUAAAAUGCAACGACGUGUUUUACUCCGUUGAAGACAGAAGAAAGUAUGGAAACAAAAUACCAGAAGUGUGCAUUACAUUGUCUGAAAAGUGCUUUGCUGGGUGCUUGUAUUUGACUGCAAUCACCGUUCCGUCCACCAUUACAUAUAUUGGAAGUCGGUGCUUCGAGGGAUGCAAAGGAUUGAAGGCCCUCAGUCUGCCGUCAACGGUGAAGGUAUACGACAACGUGUUUGUUGGGUGUUCGUGCAUUUCGGCACUCACAAUACCAGGCAAUUUCCCCAAAAUCGACAACUCCAUUUUUGAAAACGUCCAAAUGGUGAAGUCUAUUGAGCUGACGGACUGCACGCAGUUUGACGGUAUGGUGUCGUAUUCUCUUGCUGUGAUUAUAGAAAAAGGGGGUAUUCCAUGUUCAACCAUUAAAUUUACUGAGGAGGAUAGAAGGUUGUUUGGGGAGACUGUCCCAAAGGGUGUGAAGGAGUUGGGAGAGGCAUGUUUUUCUGGCGAUUUUAGAGUUAAAUCUGUUGUUGUGCCAAAGAGUGUGACUAAGCUUGGAGUUGGUUGUUUCAAAAACUGCUGUUCGUUGACAUCCGUGACUUUGCCAAGCACGAUAGUUGAUAUUCCACAGUCUUGUUUUUACCAAUGUCCGGUUUUGAAGAGCGUGAAGGCGAAAGCGAAAAAUUUAAAUUAUGGGAAAUACUGCUUCUUUGGCUGUGAGAAGAUCAAGAAGUCGAAGAAGAUACCUCCCGAGUGUUUCGAGCAAGAACCAAUUAUGAAAUGA